Molecule: messenger RNA, 13204 nt
Organism: Ceratina calcarata
Lineage: Eukaryota; Metazoa; Arthropoda; Insecta; Hymenoptera; Apidae
Product: irregular chiasm C-roughest protein
Exons: 14
Coding region: 829-3486 (885 amino acids)
Biological process (GO): cell-cell adhesion
Cellular component (GO): cell-cell junction; plasma membrane
Molecular function (GO): cell adhesion molecule binding
Source: RefSeq, a predicted model, not a curated record
CUCUCGCGCGAGUCGGAUGUCGGGUGACUUGCGUCAAGCUCGCCCAUCGUUUACGUGCCGUUUCCCACCUCCGAAACGAACGAUAGUGAUCGCGGUAGCGAGAGGAGCACCGGAACGUGGAAAGAGAAACGCGACGCGUGGUGCCCUUCGCGUUUAAUCCCGUCGCGAUAUUUGGUCUCCGUUCCCGGAACGUGUUUUCACCCUCCGAGGCGACGUUUCGAUCCACGACCUGGACGAGACACGCGAGUGUGCGAUCGUUCCUUGACACGGAUGCCGUGAUGCUGCACGGACGUGGACCGUCGAGGUCGCUCGACAUCGUCUUGAUCGUUUCCUCCUGACAGUAUGAGCCCCGUGCCAUCGUCCUCGCCGCUCCGAUGAGAUAGACUGGUGUUUCGCUCCUGGGACGAUGACGUCGCAGUGAUACCUGCUACGCGACAACCCUGAAGAUCGGCUUCUACUUCUCUCUGCAAUUAACACCUCUCGAUGUGGAUGGAUUACGUCGCGGACAACCGGCUGCGUGUUGAUACGACGCGAACAGUGUGCCCGCAACGCGUACAGUGAGUGAUAAUAGCGGAUACAGUGGACGGUGGUUAACUACGUAACACGUGUGACAGUUUGCCCAUUCCGCGCGAUUGUAUCGUACCUGGGUGUCGGUCACCGAAGACGGUAGGCUCGGACGUGACCUGUAAUACACACAUGUGUAUCGCGGAUUAUACGUAUAUCGUCUGGCGUGCCGGUGUCUGGCUGCUGGUUCAACAACCCCGAUCGUGGCUCGUUGAGCAAUGUUGAUGUAGUGUGUGGUUUUUCACGUUGUAUUCCAGUGACGAUAUGCUCGGAUCCCUCGGCGCGACAACCAUGGAUUUUACUACUGAUGACGCGAUUCCUGCGACGCGACGACGACGCGCCUCGUCCAGGGGCAACGAGGGUCCUGCGAGCAGAUUGAGACGACACACGACUACCAGAUGUACACGCUUCGGGGAUGUGAACUGCGGACGCAUCAUACAUAUUACGGGGACAAAAAUCGCGGGACGAUCUACACUGUCCAUAAUCUGGCUAUCGUUACUGCUGACGCUAGGAACGAGGGCAACGUCGUCGGCGAACGCGAACAUGACGAACGUGUCACCGCUCGCCUCGACGUUGAAGCCGAUCACGACCACGGAAGUAGUCUAUCAGCGAUUCGCUAUCGAGCCGAUGGAUCAGACCGCGGUGAUUGGCAGCCGGGUGACGCUUCCUUGCCGGGUCCUCGAUCAGAAAGGACCUAUUCAAUGGACAAAGGACGACUUCGGCCUUGGCGCGGUCAGGAAUCUCACAGGGUACGAGCGGUACGCCAUGAUUGGCAGCGACGAGGAAGGUGAUUUCUCGUUGCACAUCUAUCCGGUGGAGCUCGAGGACGACGGCACUUACCAGUGCCAGGCAUCGCCGACGAACGACGGCCAGCCGGCGCUGCGCUCGAGAUUCGCGAAGCUGAGCGUGCUGGUUCCGCCUCAGAAACCGAAGAUCCUUCAGGGCGACUUCCUUAUCACAACCGAGGACCGGGAAUUGGUGAUCGAGUGCGUCAGCGUGGCUGGCAAACCGCCUGCGGAGAUCACGUGGAUCGACGGCCUGGGAAAUGUGUUGCACAGAGGCAUCAAGACGACGAAGGAACUGUUCGACGACGGUCCACUGUACACCGUGAAGUCGGUGCUGAGGGUGAUGCCGCGAAAGGACCACGACAACACGACGUUCACGUGCCAAAGUCAGAACGCGGCCGAUCGCACGCCGCAGAACGCGAAAUUGCGCGUUGAGGUCCGGUACGCGCCGAAAGUAUCUCUGAGAAUCCGUUCGGGCCAGGGCAAGAACGGCCGAAUCGUCGAGGGUAGCGAGCUGCGGUUUAAAUGCCGUGCCGAAGCGAAUCCGCCGAACGUCGAGUACAGGUGGUUCAUCAACGAGAAGAAGGUGAUCGGCGACUACACCACGGAAAUGAUCAUUCACAACGCGACCCGCGAUCUUCACGACGCGAUAGUCAAGUGCGAGGUGCAUAACGACGUUGGGAAGAGCGAGGACACCGAGACCCUCGACAUAACAUACGGACCACAGUUCCGACACCCGCCAGUCUCCGUGGAGACACAAUACGGCGCGACGGAAAUCUUGCAGUGCGACGUCGACGGGAACCCGUCGCCGGAGAUCCGUUGGUACCACGAGGACUCGGAACGACAGGUCGCCAGCACGCCGAAUAUCAGCGUGGUGGUGAACCACGAGACCGCCGGAAGGUACAUCUGUAAAGGUCACGUACCUGGUUUCCCGGAGCUGACCGGAUACGCGAACAUCUACAUCCGGGCGCCGCCGAGCAUCGUGUCGCAGAGGGUGCAAUACGUGCCAGACGAGGGCGUCGUUAAGGUGAAGUGUACCGCGAUAUCUGUGCCAAAAGCGGACUCGGUGGUAUGGAGCUUCGCCGGUCGCGAGCUUAAUUUCUCGUCGAACAAUACGCCGUUCUACGUGCAGGAGGAAUACACUGGCGAGAGGGUCGUCAGCACUGUCACGUUGCUCGAUCCCAUAUCCACGUACUUCGGGGAUUACAACUGCACGGUCACGAAUAGCUUCGGCACGGAUUCCGUCAUAAUCAAGCUGACGGCACACACGUUGAUUCCAGUCGAUUGGCAGCUAAUUCUCAUCGUCGGCGGACUGGUCGUCUGCGUGAUCCUGAUUGGCGUGAUCAUUAUACUUAUUCUGCAGUGCCGCGACCGCAUCAAACAGCCACGGCCGAGGACUGCCCAGACCCAGGAGACUAAUAUGCAAGAAACAGAUUUGAACGCGGAUCAAUAUCGAGAGAGCGACAGAAGCAGCAACCUCUCCGAUGUCAAAGCGGAUAUACGAGCAGGAUCGAGUGUCAGCAACGCGGAAAGCGUGACAGCGCUUGACAGCGAGGGCGAAGGAAGCACGAGAGGUGUUAACGCUUUGGCGCUAGCAGGACCCGUGCCGAAUCCCCUGGGUUAUCGUUAUAGCGCUGAUUACACGGAACCUUCGUUCCCGCCGAAAAACAACGACGGCAGUAACAAUAAUGGUUACGUGCCGUACGUAGACUACACCCGCGACUAUAUGCCACCCACGACGCAAGGAGUGGGCGCGUCGCGAGAAUCCUUAAGCAGGAUACCGUCGGGCGGGAUACUAGCCUCGAAGAAGAUCGGCCUGAGUUCCGCGAAUUUGGGCACGACCACCCCGCAAACCACCCCCGCAAUCGACCCACGUUUCUCCGCAACGUAUGGAAAUCCCUACCUCAGAAUGUCAGCAGCGGAACAACUGAGACACGCGCCGCACACAGCCGUGCCGGGAGUGACGCCGGCACCACCGCCCUACACGCAAGCAAUGAGAAUGAAUAGCUUGAAUACCUUGAACGGCGCUGGACCGCAGGCUCCACUCUCAGCGCAUUACAUCACAGGGGGCCCAAACGGUGGUGUGGCAACGGUAAAACGCACUUCGGCGGUCGGGACGUUAGCGACGCAUGUAUGAGGCCAGGAGGUCUAUCCGAACUAGAACCAUCGACGUUCGGGCCUAACUAGCACCGCCUUCAAACACCAUCGAGCCGUCGGAGGCAGCCGGCACUCGAGGUCGCUCUCGAGUUCGAGCGCUUUCGGGCAAGAUGAAAUGUUCCUCGCGGAAACUCCAGCGAAGAGCAGUCGUUAUCGGAGCUACCACGAUAUCGCAUCAUUGGGGAGUCGUGAUGCUACUCAAGUUUCCACCGCGAUCGCACGAGUAACGGACGUCGAACGAUUGUUGAGGGAAGCAAAGUCGUUCCGAGCAAAGGGACGAGCGCAACGGAUGACCGAAAACGGCGAGACGCUGAAGCACAUCGAGAUGGUGUUGCGACAAUUACGCGCAGCCAGCAGGGAUCAUCGCCAUCUCGUGGAGCAACAGCAUCAUCAAGCUCCGCAUUCGUUCCCCGCGUCUUCGGACGAGUCGCAUCCCUAAAGUUUCCCGAUUUCGCGCGGGCAAAGUGUCUUCGAAGGAUAGUGGAUCUUGUCCUCGAUUCUCCGGAGAUAACCUAAAAGCCGCGAGAAGUUGGAACGAGCGAAGAUCUACUCUAAUGUCCCAGGAACGCGACGACAAAACUGUCGGCGAAGAGGAAGACGUAGACCAAAAGUGUUCACUUUUUUUGGAAACGGGGUCCGAGAAGAUCUGCCAUGGAAUCAGCGUGGUCAACCGACAAGGUCUCCGCGAUACGUUCCUGUGUACAAAGGAAUUGACGCCAAAGUUAUUCGAUGAAAAACCGCUGAGCGCUAAGGAACAUCAACAGAUUUCAUCCGAGUACAUGUGAACGCGUGUGACGCGUCGAGUCGAUCGAGUCCUGCAAGAAGAACCGUCACUUGCAUCUGUAAACGGCUCGUCCGAUAUGGGAAAGAUCGGGCGGCGAACGCGAUUGUUCGACUUCGAGGAAUAAUGCGGACGAGAACAACCAUUAAGUAAUGACGAACAAGAGUUGUAAACCGGUCGAACUUGUCGGAAGGUAUCGAUCAGACUGGCAUCGGACGAUAUAUUCCAUCUAAGAAGACUGAACGGGGUGUAAGAAGGUUCGAUCGUCGACUCGGGCGCGCAGUGUAUUUUUCUUCUUUCGUCUAAAAUAGUCGAGUUUAUACAUCGAAGAAACCGGUUUUGGACGGAACGGUGUCAUCACGAAGGCGAAGCGACACGCGAUGAUGAAGAAAGGAAGAAAGAUGUGGUGGUGAUUCAGGGAGUUUACGAGGUACGAAGGACGGUGGUUAGGUUCGUAAGUCGAAGGUGCUCUUCGGAACGAGAAUAGACCACUCGGUAUCGACAAUCUUUUUAUUCGCAUACUUUAUAGAUCUCGAUAAGCAUUUAACGUUCAUUCGGAACGUAAACGGGAAAAAAAUUAUAAUGAGAAUCGAAUCUCAUCGCAGGUCGUUGUGAUCGUAGUAGCAGUCUCUUUGAAAAGUGAUAGUGUCGCGUCGAAUAAAGCUAGCGUCGACGGAUAUUUCGCUUUUUGUGAUACGUAGACGGAUGUCCCGGUUGAGAUAGCGGAUCGAUUACGAGGAAAAUCAGGGCAACGUCUCGGCUGCUACUGCGGCGUUACUGCGUCGCGCUGCCUUUUUUUUAUUUGUUAGAUCUCGCGCUGAGUACUCGCGAAUAAACGCACUAAACGAGAGGGUACGGCACACCCGACGAUCGCGCGGCUUGUUUGACAAGAUCGAUCACGGUUCCGUGUCUCCUCCCGGCCUAGGAAUUUUCGCACGCCACGUCUCCGAGGCGAUCGACAAAUUCCACGGGCCGAACAUUGUAAAAUAGAUAGCUAAAAUGAUUAGGUAUACAUAUAAAUAUAUUAUACUCCUGUUGUCAAUACGAAUAUAGGGCCUAUAGUUUGGCGGCGCUACGAGAGCAGAAGUCUAUUGAAAUAAGCUCGUUCGCGGGUGGAACAGCUUCGUGUAAAUAACGUAUAAUGAUAUUAAUAGAGGAGGAGAGGAAGCAACGUAUUAGAUGUAUAAAAUUGGUCGCGCGUUUCGCAUCGAGGGAAAAGUAUGGAGCGCGACUUUAAAAAGAAUGAGGAUAGAGAAGGACGAUAAUUCUUCGCUUAAUUACGCUCGUCAUUAUAUUAAUCUCUUUUUUCCUCGAAAAUAUAUAGGUUCGUUUUUCCAUUCGUUUGCUAUCGUAGAUCAUCAGGCGAGGACGUGGAGGACAGGUGUAUGGCGUCGUCGGUUCCUCCUCGCCGAUGAUCUACGAUAAAGCUUCGAGUUUAAAGAGAGAAUAUGGAACUUAACCGAUUCACGUCGCGAUAACAUGUACAGCGAGCAUAAUACCAUUGAUAACGAAACAGGGUAGCCUAUCAAUUAUUAAAAACGAAUUUGAAAGAGAAGGCUGCACACUACGAACUUGGCCCCAUACUCCCGUGGCGCGUCGGUGAUAAGUGGAAUUUAAAAGAGAAAAAGAAAAGGCUCGGGCAAACAUGUCGGCGACGACGAAAGGAUUAAAUGAAUCUUAACGAACGGUCGACGGUACAAUCGUCGCGCGUUCAGAGCUAGGAGAACGAAUAUACAUUUGUAUUGUCGAGAAAGAGAUAUCUUUAUAUUGAGACGUCUGUAACAUAAUUUCUGUACAUAACUGGAAUUAUUGCUCACCGUAUCUCGUAAGAUUUAGUUAGUUUUGUAACUGUGAAAAAAAAGAACAUGAGAAAAGAUAAUACUAUGUGCAUAUCCGACUCUGCGCCGCGCCGGGCAGCUUCACGGCGGACAGUCCACGCCGGAGGUACACGCCCCAUCGUCGUAGAUUAAAAAUGAACAAAAAAAAAAAUCAGUAUUCAUAACGUAAACGUAACUUUCUUCCUAUCGAGCAUGCACAUUCCGCGAUCGGCCGCGAUCGCGUGCGCGGUUCAUCGUUAGAAGAAUCAGUUCCUCUGUUCGCGCUCGAAUCAGUUCGUUGCGACGCGGAGAACGCCGUUCCGAUUGGACGGGAUUAUACAAUUUAGUAUUAUCGUACUUCGUAAGCAUCUCCCAUUCUCGCGCGGUUCGACGCGUUCUCCUCGCCGCGCGACUCAUAGACCAACCACGUCGACGAGGCAUACGGUUCCGGACAAGGGAAAUGUCCGCCGGAAGCGCAGCUUACUGUACAUCAAUCAUUCUGUACAAUGUUCAUCCUGAUGUUACUGUUAACUAUUUAAAAGUGCGGGUGCGUGGAAUGCGUGAAUGAGCACGAGCGAAUGCGAGAGCGUGGGAGAGAAUUUUUUGAGGUUUUCAUUCAACGCGUGCAGAGAACGAAGUCCUAAGCGCGGACGCCCGUGCGAGAGGAUUCGAAUUCGCGGCACGCGCGUUCGCGUCCACGAUCGCACAUACGUCACGUGUAAUUGUAUAAAAUGCUUGGUGGAAUUUCGAAUUGUACAGAUUUUACAGUGGUGGAAGGCGAAAAUCACGUGGAAACGGCACGACGAAGCUCGCGUUCCGAGAGCGGAUCCGUAAAAAUUAAAUAAACAAUGUUCACUGGCCAUGCUGAACAAAAAAAAGAGAGAGAGAGAAAGAGAUCUAUACAUGCGGACAUACAUGAUGACAUGAUUUCUAUUAUAUAUAUAUAACAAAGAACUGUAGGUUAACGAAGUAUACUGCGGGAAGUAAUUACAAUCAAUGUACUGGAUGGUCCGAGGCGAUGUUAAAAUUAGAAAAGUUUAUGUCGUUUGAAACCUUAGAAAUUUACGCCUUCUUGCCGCGGGGCCAUCCUAUACGUAUUAAUUGGUUAUCUGUCAAUUAUUAAUUAAAUUGUAUAUCGAUUUCUUCGCAAUUUAGUCAAGGAAAGGGACGAGGUGGCCGCACGCAGAGUUUCCUCUCCUUCCGUUCACCGAUCGAUUCCGUCGUGCGAGUUGAACGCGCCCGAGAAAUAUUCGCGACCCUCUUCCUCGCGAACCCUCCCGCUCACCCAUUCUGAAAGGCAGUUCGCGGGGAAGAGCACGACCGAUGACUCUUCGAAUAGUUUAUUUUUCUAUAGUGCAAUUAUUUCGUUCAGUGCAAUUUCCAGCGUCGUUGAUUUUCAUCGAAAGUUCAGCCGCGUGAACUCGCGCCCUCGCAAGAUAUUCAUUUCGGCGAGAAAACUUUGCGCCCGGCCCAGUCAUACGCUGCGUGUUUUUGUAAAAGCGCGAAAUCCUCUUGAAGAACGACGCGUCGUUCGUUAAACGAAAGCGAAGAAGACGAGAGCGGGGAGGAAGAAAGAUUAUUGCCUAAAACAAAUUGGUUGAGCGAGGGAAGAAUUUUUCAAAUUUGUUGAUACAUUUCAUACUUUACGAUUAGGAAUUAUGGCCUAUUACUAACUAUUUCGCAAAGUUUAUCUGGCGGCUCGAUCGUUUUUCUCGUAUUAUUUAUCGCGAACACGUUGACGACGCAGCUGCGGUGGUUUGCUCCAGACACCGUGGGACAGGAGGUGAAAAGUGAACAGCAUUUCGAUUCAACGGGUUGUGCCAUACUAUUAUUCAUCGUGUAAAUAACGCAUUCACGCAUUCGGGUUUGAUUGUGGGAACGCGGGAAAUGAAUGAGAAGAUGUAACAAAAAGCUAUCGAUCGUACGUACGUUACGUAAAUACGUAACGGGGAAUCGUGAAUUUCACCGCGUGCGGAUAGUUCGAUAACGUGCGCAUGCCUUAAAAACGACCGAGCCGUCUGCCCACACAUUUUGUGAAACGGGAAGUGACUUUUUAGGAAAUGAACACUUUUUCGCGCGCUAUCCAUUGGAAACUGCGUUAAGCAUGUCGCAUCGAUUAUUAUGCCGAGUAUAUGGAAGGAAUGAACGAGGGCAAAAGUAAGAGAACUAUUUCGAAUUCGACUGAGCGACAUUAUAGGAGAUACGAUAUAUAUCCCCAUAUUUUUCUUGAUGUUAAGCUUUUUUCUCAGAAACGCGUUACGCGGCGUGCAAGCCUGCGAGAAGGAAUUCAAGCGAAUCGUUGCGAAUCUUUCAAAUUAUCGGCGUAUCGUUUGUAUAGUAAUAGCGGGGAGAGUCCGAUGAACUGCGGUCAUUGUUAUCGCGCGAGUAUCGUAAAGGUGGUAGAAAAGGGAACGGGAUGAUCGCUCUGAACCGCGCUUCGGAUUCAGAACGACCGUCCGUUCAACUCAGCUCGUGAUUUCAGCGAAACGACAUUUCUUUUUACUUCUAAUUAACGGCCACCUCUCGGUCAUGUUGUUUGUACGAAAGUGAGAGGUGAAUAUCGAUGAUUUAGGAUUGGAUCUGGAAAGUCUGUUACGUUUUUACACAAAGUAAAAUGGAACUUUUUCAAGGUACACCGUGUGUAGUAAUCUCGACCAAUAACUUUGAUAUGAAUGCGCCAGGAAUUUAUUCGAAUUUUCGUACAUCUUGAACGACAACGCUUGGGAACAAUUUAACGAAAGCGCACUCGUCUCACGUUCGCCCACAGUACUAUAGUGAAUCAUUGUGAAGUAGAUAAAUUUUCGUCGACGUUUCGAUAUCGACGCAUCCUCGAAAGUUUCAUAUUUUACAAAAUACGAUAUAGACUGUCGCUCGUAUGUUAAACACGAGAAAGAAAGAAAAAAAAAGACUGUAACCGACGAACUUGUUGAAAUCGUAUCGAACGACCGCGAUUCGUGGUAAAUCCGUAUAGUGGGAAGAGGUCGGUGCACGAGUCGCGUGACUCGGUUCGGAACAAUCUCUCAUACGGAACGGGAAAUGGGAGAAAAAAAGGACACGACAGAAUAGCCUAUGGUGAUAAUUAAGAACGUUCGCAAUAUCUGUAGAAAGAUCAUGUUACGACGAACACGUUAUUACCAUUAGUUUUCUGUCGUCCGUUCCUCUUUUCACUUUGGCUCAGUUCAUUAUUCAAAUAACGCUCGUUCCCUGUUCUGAUACUCCCUACGAUCCCUACCGUACGCGUGCAUAUACAUGUACGUGCAUGUGAUUCGUCUGCGACGUAUACAAUUACGAAAUGAAAUUUCAAUUAAGGAACGGAGGUGCGACAACAAGGUCCUUGUAAUGCCAGCCGACUUGUUAAUAAAACGCGGAGCGAAAGUUGAAAAAGCACACGCCGUGGAGAAUUACUCUUCACAACCACAAUGACCAAUUACCGUGGUAAUGCGUGCGCUAAUUACGGGAAACGAUUGGCGAGGUACAGCCAAAAAAGUACGUCAAUAGCAACGGCGCGCAACGCUGGAUAUGUCGCGAAAACUCACGAGCCGUUAACGUCGUGAAAAAUAAAUGUAUUCCACUGAACUCGCUGUACAAGGAACACGCAGGAAACUCCCGUAAUGCGACUAAACACAAGAACUUUUGUUGCGAGCCACCGUUACGUUCCCGGACACUGUACCGCCGCAUAGUAGGAUUGGCAAACUUCGCGAGCCGAAUCGGUGCGCAACGGAUGGAGCUCGCCGAAACGCUAUUUCCUGUUGCAAUCCAUCUACCACCCCGUCGUUUGAUAACGAGUUUUUAUCGAUCCGUUCACGGGCAUUCGGUAAACGCGACACGCAGAAACCUUUUUCUAACUGGACUUAAUAGCGAGUCGGUUUCGAUUCGAAUUUAACUGGUAAUUCAUUAGAUGAGAAAACGAACUGAGUUUACGUCGCGUAGUCGUGUGCGUCUUACAAACCGAUACUCGGUACGUCGAUGUUUCGUCAACGAAUCGGUCAAUAUCCUUCGACGAAGCGAGAUAAGACAGAAGUGCGCCAAGUGGACUAUAUAGGAUUAAUUAAAUCAUUCUAGGAAUGGAAGGAAGGAGAAUAAACGCGGUGUAAAUAUUUCGGAACGCUAGAGAUUUGACUAUGAACAGCGAAUCAUCCUCUUUAGUGUACAUUAUUACUUUGUAUCAUAAUACCCUAACGAACGUUUAGCUAGACACUUCUUUGAGAUUUCCUCGUGAAGAGCAAAGGGAAGGAAGAAGAGAAUCGCCUAUUCUGGGUUUUAUGUCGAUCUUUCUACAGCGCAGCCCGAUUUAGAAUUGACUCGCCGCGAACACGAUAGAGAAACCGGGCAAAACGAUAAUCGUAACAGUCUCAAUUUUAGCGAUCUUUUCUCUGAGACACUUGAGUCAUAUGAACACACUUGACGCACAUAGAAAUCGUUAUGCUCUACACAUUAACAGUUAAUCGCGAAUUGUGUCAAUUUAUAGAAAACGAUACAUUUUUUAUAUCCUCGCGUCGAAAGGAAUAUGAAAGGAGCAAUCAGGAAUUUUAUAUAAUAAUCUCCGUAUUGGUUGAAUCGCGAUUUGAUCUCGAAAUUCCUCGCAUGUACCUGUAGCUGUCUAAAGUUCGGGGGCGGAAACAGAGUCAAUUGGAGAGACCGCGCACCGUUCGCACAAGAUCUUCCGUUUAGCGAGAAACAAUUUUUUAGAAAGAGCAAUUUAGGGUAUAAGAAAGACGAACACAGAUUUUUCCCGAGCAACGUAACGCAAGACACCACCAAGUCUAACUCUUCGAUAUCGACAGUGUGCCAAUUGAAAAUCUUUUAUUCCGAGUUUAACUACAUACGUGUCCGUCGCGUUUUUCUUUCACUCAUUUCAUACGCGCGCGGUAGAUAUAAUUAUAAGGAUGUGUAAGUACAAAGGAACGAGAAAGAGGAGUGAAUGAGAAGAAGCUUAUGAAUUUUCAAUGUCCUUCGCGUCGCAGUAGUCGAUGAACGCUUGUCCUUACACCGUGUUUUGAUGUAAAAUGAGCUUUGGAAUUUGUAGGCCUUUUGCCUGAACCCACGCCCUCGCCUCCCACUGUCCUUGCUAAACUUCGCCUUUUAAUCUGGUCCCGUGCGCUUUUUCAGUUGUUCUUUCAUUACGUAGGACUAAAUUUUACGAGACGGGAAACGUUCCUUUUCUUUAUUUCUUGCUGCGAGAAUAAGAACAAGAAAAGAGAAAAGAAACGGUCAGACCAAAGAGAUGUUUAUUUUAAUGUUGUGUAUAUUUUAAUUGAGUUUAUAUCGUAUAAAUUGAUAAUGCAUUUUUCUGUGCGUUACACCGAGUGCUUUAAUUAAUCAUUCUUUUUUUUAUAUCAUUUUUAGUAUAAGUUAUAUAUUCUUAUAGAAAUAUAUAUGUAUAUUGGCAUGUUUUAUUUUAUGAUAAGUAUCUAUUGUCUGGUAUCAUAAUCAUCGCGAUCGAUCGGCGCAAACAUCUUUUACACGUAAGAUGUAAAUUUCAUUUACGACUAAUCAUUCAUUAGGAUUCAUAUAACAACACGAUUCUUCUUAUUAUAAUUAAUUAUUUAUAGUUAAUUAAUUUACGUACUACAUAAUUUUUAAGCAGCCAGUGCCGUUUAUUUUAUACUUCGGAUAGAGUGUAAUGUAUAUCACUGCUGUUAUCAUAUUUUAUUAAAUCUUUGCCAUAUAAUAGACCCCGCAGUCUCACGUUUUCACCCUUUCCGUUCGUUCAUUUUGCCUACGUUGCAAUUAUAUCCUUUCCAUCUUCCCUCUUCUUAUUAUGUUUAAAGCAAAACAGUUGAACAGAAAGAAUGCGACGAUGACAGCAAAGGAUGAAAGGUUCUUGACGCAUGUAAAAAUGAAAGGAGCGCGUGGAGUGGACGCGUUGAAAAAUGCAGAAAUCGUUUCGCAGAAGAGACACGUGCAAUGUAUCGAGUGAUUUCGCACGUUUCUCACUGUACGCAUGUCUCAAAGCCGCGUGCGUCGAGGCAUACCUACUGCCUCGUCGCAACCCGCUUAAAUGCACUUGGGCACGCAUAUCCCCUCGCGAGCGUCGUCUUUCGUAAUCUUUCAGCCGCCCUCGCGCAGAAGACAAGAGCGAGCGAACUUUCACGCUUCGUUCGGCAAUUCUCUCUGGACGGUAAUAAGUCGUUCGCGUCACGCAAACCCGGGGUGUUCUCUUCGUUUUCCUCGUUCCCUCGGAGAUGCAACUUCUUAUCCUUCUGUCUAGCGUGACGGCAACUGAUUUCUCGAUACGAUUGUAAAUGUUUGAACUGAGGUAUCGAGAUAGAUUCCGGACUUCGCAGCUCGUGCACGAGAUUUAGCCCGUUUAUUUAGGAAAUUCGCGCGACUCGACGUCGCAAUUGAAGACACGGCUGCGGGACCCGGAACCAUUACUUCUUCCGUUACUUCCUUGUAUUGUCGGUGACUUUUGUCCUAGCCGGGUGGGGUCCGACUUCGGGCAAAAAUCGAGGGAAAUAAUAUAUAGAUUAUUUCACAUAUAGCAUACAGUUGAAUAAACUGUAAAACAAAAGCAAUGAAAGAAAAUAAUGCUAUUUUUAUAUGUUGCAUCGUCUGCCGUGGUGACCUAUAGUUGUACGAACAGUACUUGAGUUAACAAUCCUUUUUCAUUCGUAGUUUCGAUUCGGCAAUUUCUUAUAACAAUCCGCGUUUCUUUCCUCCAGUUUUCCAGAAUCGCGAACCAUAAGUCGUGUUCGGGUAUUAUUCACUAGAAAACGCAGUUUUCUUCAGUCCAAUCGCGAUUUGAACGAUAAUAUUUUUUUACUCUUUAUAAACGAAGUUUAACGUUCGUUUGAAUGAUGUUAAAAAUUGUGAGAAGCAUUCUCGUAUAAGUUGACGAGGGAUGUCCCAAAUAAAUAAAUAAAUAUCAUCACGUUAGCAGCUUAGAAAUAAACGACAAGGAAUAUUUCUGAAGACGAUCCAAAGGAUGCUCUUGCUCACAAUUGAUCUAGAUUACUACAUUAAGAUUUACUAUUAUUGUAUUAUUAUUACUAUAUCUACAUUCCUUUUAAGAAUCUACCACUAUUACUUUACGAAACCAUCUGUAAAUAAGUAUUUUGUAUUCCUGCAAGAAUAAAAUUACGAAUUGAAAUUGAAAA